This is a messenger RNA of Syzygium oleosum, 981 nucleotides long. Its product is annotated as ribosomal RNA-processing protein 17. Gene Ontology annotation, molecular function: RNA binding. The transcript is spliced from 4 exons. Bases 100 to 690 code for a protein of 196 amino acids. The record is from RefSeq and is a predicted model, not a curated record. Gene Ontology annotation, cellular component: nucleolus. Lineage: Eukaryota; Viridiplantae; Streptophyta; Magnoliopsida; Myrtales; Myrtaceae.
CAGUGCGUUCCGAAUCGGGUCGUUGGAACUCCGAAAAAAAUCGCGCCUUUCUUCAACCAGCGAGGAGCUUGAGCUGAAGCAGGAGGUGGGUUCGCAUCAAUGGCGGACGAAGUGGAGGUUGAAGACGACGCGCCUCGCGUUCGAGGCCGUCACAUCAGGAAGCGAGCUCUCAAGAACAAAGCUCUCUCGGUCGCCUUCAACGAGAAAGACCUCAGGGACUUUGUGACGGGGUUUCACAAGAGAAAGAAGAAGAGGAGAAAGGAAGCGCAAAAGCAGCAAGAGGAGGCGCAGCGCCGCAAGCGAAUCGAGCAGCGGAAGAAGAGAAAGCUAGAAAGAGAGCUUGCUUAUUAUGAUGGAGGUCCUCCAUCCAAUGGUACUGAACUUGAUGAAAAUGAUGAGCUAUUAGAGAAUGAUGAGGAAACUGAGCCCCGCAUAUCUACAUCAGGAAUGACAGUAUAUGAUAAUGGAGACAUGAAGGUCACUGUGAAAACAAGUGAGAUCGCGUCGGAUGAAGAAAAUAAUCUCAUUGAGAAGACAUGGACCAACAAAGCUGCUGGAGCUGAUAAAGGGCACAGUGUACCUGUGAAUAAGAAAUCAUUCAAGAAAGUGGUAAAGCAGAAAUCACACAGAAAGGUGCAGAAUAAGAGAGGGAGAGAUAAGGGCAAGAAAAAGAACAAGAAGACACGCUAGCUCUUUGUUGCCAGUCUCACUUAAGCCUAUGCAAGAUUGAUGCGGCUGCUUUUGGCUGUAUAGGAUUCCUGGUGGGGCAAAGGUUUUGUUUACAAGCCCACCAUUUAGGUAACUGCUGAGUGCUGACCUCCCUCCAUGAUCAUGGAUCCAUUUCCCAGUGAAGCUAGCUUUUCUUGCUAUAGUGCAAUUUUUGAUUGCUUUUCUUCAACAAAAUAGUGUAUUUAGAAACAUGUUAGAACCUUCACUUUCUUUUGUUGGGAAGUCCAACCUAAUAUUAUAUAUCUUCAUGCA